GAACACACAUCCACCAUUGAUUCAUUAGCUCUCCUAUCUACUGUGGUUGAGAACAACAGCCCGGGCACUCCGAAACACAGGGAUCACUUUGGAUCUCCUCUGUUUAUGGAAGACACACCAGGGCAGACCGGGCACCUCUUUGGUCUUCCAUAUAAUCUUGGCAUACUGGAUCAGAUCCUUGGAUUGUUGGAGGGGACUUCAACUGCAUUCACAACGUGGAUGAACAUAAGGGCAAUUCUGAACCUUGCUACAGGUCUAUUGAUGAAUUCAAGGAAUGUGCAGAAUCCUCCAACCUUCUUUAUAUCUAUCCUUCAGGGGGCCACUAUUCAUGGAGCGGGAAAAGAAGCAAUGGGAAAGUAUGGAGACGUCUUGAUCAUAUCCUUGGGGCUGUCUGCUAAACUUAAGGAACUGAGGAAAAGUCUACGCACUUGGAAUAAGGAUAUUUUUGGGAAUGUAUUCCAAAACCUUAAGGAAGCAGAAUAUAAAGCAAAUUCUGCCCAGGACAAAUUUGAGCAAAACAGCAACCCAGAAAAUUUGGUGGAAUUCAACAAAGCCAAUGCUGAGCUACUCCUCCAAUCCAAAAGGGAAACAGAAGGCGGGACUCAAAUGGAUUAAAGAGGGUGAUGCUAACACCAAAUUUUUCCAUAAUGUGGUUAAAAACAGGCGCAAUAAACUCAGGAUCUCUAG
This is a messenger RNA of Cuscuta campestris, 687 nucleotides long. NCBI's taxonomy places the organism in Eukaryota, Viridiplantae, Streptophyta, Magnoliopsida, Solanales, Convolvulaceae. The record is from the annotation of a GenBank genome assembly.